Drosophila serrata is the source of this 1677-nucleotide messenger RNA. RefSeq names its product fatty acyl-CoA reductase wat-like. Gene Ontology annotation, molecular function: alcohol-forming very long-chain fatty acyl-CoA reductase (NADP+) activity. Gene Ontology annotation, biological process: long-chain fatty-acyl-CoA metabolic process. Lineage: Eukaryota; Metazoa; Arthropoda; Insecta; Diptera; Drosophilidae. Gene Ontology annotation, cellular component: peroxisome. The record is from RefSeq and is a predicted model, not a curated record.
AUGUUGCGUCACAUUGAAGUCGACGUUUUCCAGUGCAUGUUCGGAUUGCGGCAGCUUUCCAGCUCGAGUAACGAUUAUGACGGAUGCAAUGGAUACUACCCAUAUUCAAAAGUGUUUCAAGGGCAAGACGGUUUUCCUAACAGGCGCUACCGGAUUUUUGGGGAAAGUUGUCAUUGAAAAACUGUUGCGCACCACUGAAGUGAGACGUGUCUAUAUAUUGAUCAGGCCGAAGCGAGGAGUUAAGAUUCAGGAGCGAAUCACCAUGUGGUCAAGGGAAUCGCCCUUUGAACGGUUGAUCAACGAGAGGCCGGAGGCACUUCAGCGAGUUUCUCCCAUAGCUGGGGAUUGCUUGGCUCCAGAUCUUGGGCUAAGUGAUCAAGAUCGAAAGCUUCUGGCCUCCGAGGUGCAGUUCGUCAUCCAUGGAGCUGCCACGGUGAGGUUUGACGAGCCGCUACACAUUGCCCUUACCAUCAACACCCGUGCCACAAAAUUGAUGCUUCAAUUGGCCAAGGAAAUGAAACUACUGGAGUCCUUCGUCCACAUCUCUACAGCCUUCUCCAAUUGCGUCAUUCAGAACAUUAAAGAGAAGUUCUAUCCCGAGCACCUUGACUACAGCUCUGAGCAGAUUCUCCAAAUAAGUAAUCUGGUAAGUGACAAACUGCUGAACAACAUGGAGCCUGCCCUACUCGGAUCCUUCCCCAAUACUUACACUUACUCCAAGGCCCUGGCUGAGGACGUAAUUCUCCGGGAAGCGGGUACCUUGCCCCUCUGUAUUUUUCGACCUGCCAUCAUCAUCGCGGCCCACAAGGAGCCCCAAAUCGGUUGGAUUGACAACUUGUACGGACCAAUGGCGAUCCUGUUUGGAGUGGCAAAAGGAGUGCUGCGUAUCGCCACAAUCGAUGUGAAGACCGAUGUGAGCUUAGUGCCCGUGGACUACUGUGCCAACCUGGCUUUGGCCUGCGCCUGGCAAACCACCAAAGAUGAACGUAAGGAGAAGGAGGCACCUACCAUAUACCAGUUGGCGCCCAGCGAGGGGAACAAAAUCACGAACGGCGAGUUCAUUAACCACGCCCUCGACGGGCGCAUGAGGUUUCCACUAACCAAGAUGAUUUGGUACCCCUUCCUUCACUGCAUUACCACCAUGUGGCUCUACCCCCUGGCCGCCUUCUUUUACCACACCCUUCCCGCCUACUUCUUCGACCUGGCUUUGUGGCUUCAGGGUCGUAAGCCACGACUGGUGAAGAUCUACCAGAAGGUUCACAGAACUCUAAUGAUUCUGGGGCCCUUCUCUUGCAGGAGUUGGGAGUUUGAAACGAACAACACAGAUCGUCUGAGGAAUCAAUUGUCGGCGGAGGAUCGCAAGUUGUACUACUUCGACAUGGCCAGCUUGGACUGGACGGAGUACUUUCAGAGCGCCCUCGGAGGCAUGCGAGUAUUUCUGGGCAAAGAGCCGCUGACCCCCGAGUCCGUAGCCAAAGGCUUGAAACUGAUCAAGCGGCUUAAGCUGCUCCAUCAUAUCCUACAGUUCGGCCUGUGCUCUGUGGCCGCCAUUGCUCUUUGGUUUCUGCUGAAACUCGUAGUGUAAUUUAUAAACAGAUAUAUGUAUUAAUCCCUACACAAACUGAACGCAAAUGCAUGUAAAUAAAUAUAUAGAGAGAAAACACAUUUUUAAUGGAA